GCGUCCUUGACAUUUGGCUGAACUCCGCAUGUAAAAUAUUAGUCUGUUGCAAAUUUCUUUGUAGAUCUAGCUAUUGACAGUACCCCUUUCCAUCUGAGUGCAGAUCUCCAGUAAUACAAGUGGAAGGAGGACAUCAGCCCAGCUAAUCUGAAGAAGUCCUGAACCUUGAUGGAUCUCAGCAAAUAUCAGAGCAUUGAUGGUAAACCAACAGAACUGCAUCUGGGACAUGUUAGAAAGUCUGGCAAACAGGAGCCAUACAAAUCACAAGAAAAUGAUGAUCAAAUUGGUGAUGAACAUCCACGCCGCCUUAUUCCUGAACUUUGCAGACUGUUUUAUAAACUCGGCUGGCUUACAGGCACGGGUGGAGGUGUAACUAUAAAAUUAGGAAAGGAAAUUUAUAUUGCUCCAUCUGGUGUACAGAAAGAAAGAAUUCAGCCAGAAGAUUUGUUCAUACAGACCCUAGAUAACGAGGACAUCUCAGGCCCCCCGGAAGCCAAGAAGUUAAAGAAGAGCCAGUGUACACCUCUCUUUAUGAAUGCCUACACCAUGAGAAAUGCAGGGGCAGUAAUCCAUAGUCACUCAAAAUCUGCUGUCAUGGUAACACUAGUGUUUCCUGGCACAGAGUUCAGAAUUUCACAUCUGGAGAUGAUUAAAGGUAUCAGGAAGGAUUCUAAAGGUGUCAAUUAUACUUUCAAUGAAGAAAUUGUUGUUCCUAUUAUUGAAAAUACACCUGAGGAAAAAGACCUUACCGACGCCAUGGCGAAGGCUAUGAAUGACUAUCCAGAUACAUGUGCAGUGUUGGUAAGAAGACACGGAUUCUAUGUUUGGGGAGAAAACUGGCAAAAAGCCAAAUCUAUGUGUGAGUGUUAUGACUAUCUUUUCGACAUGGCAGUCCAGAUGAAACAGCUGGGGAUGAGCACAACUGGUCUUCCGGAGCCACCAAAGGGUGCUUACGUUUCACACGUUUGAAAAUCCUAGGUUUCGGCGUGUAAAUAAAAUAAAAAACUGUUUGACAACUCUUUACAUUUUACAGAUAAUCCUUUUAGGAUUGAGAACUAUUUUUUAUGUUCCCAUAUCCAUUUAAGUUUCAUUUGCUAAGACUUCACCUCUGGAGGCAGCUUAAUUAAUACUAUUAAGGAGAUUUGAUCAAAUACCGGGAGACUCUCGCGGAAUCCGGGAGGGUUGACAGGUCUGAUUAAUAGUACCCGGUAUUCAACUACCGUAUUUGACCGGAAAUAAGACCAUGUCUUUGAAUAAGCCCCCCUCCGUUUUGAUAGCAUUUAAGAAAUUAGGCCCUGAUUCGUAAAUAAGCCCACCCCCAACUUCGUCACCUUAUAAAUAAC
Messenger RNA from Gigantopelta aegis, 1343 nucleotides. RefSeq names its product methylthioribulose-1-phosphate dehydratase-like. The transcript has 9 exons. Gene Ontology annotation, molecular function: methylthioribulose 1-phosphate dehydratase activity; metal ion binding. The record is from RefSeq and is a predicted model, not a curated record. NCBI's taxonomy places the organism in Eukaryota, Metazoa, Mollusca, Gastropoda, Neomphalida, Peltospiridae. Gene Ontology annotation, cellular component: cytoplasm. The coding region runs from base 169 to 969 and encodes 266 amino acids.